AUGUCGGGAGGAGAUUGCGUGCCGUGACCCCGAGGGACCCCCACUCCCCCUUCCCCUCCUCGUCGCACCCCCGAGGGACGCAGGAAACUCCUUGUUUUGCCGCCCUUGGUUUCUCGAAAUCAGACAGUCACAUGUGAUGGUAAACAAAAGAAAAGCACUUCAGUAGGAAAUGUGUGGGAGAGACAAGAGAGCAGUGAUGACGAGUACAGCGAGGAAAAAAAACAAAGUGGAGAAGCGACCAGAGUGGCCCCGGGAAUCAGGAAAAGCGAUCAGCAUGGGACACGUGGGAUGGCUGUCAAUUCGGGCAAAAUGUAUGAAAACUUAAUCCAGAGGAUAAAGCAGCUGGAGGGGGAAGUGGACAAGCUCAAGUCCCAGCUGAAUGGAAACCACAUGGAGAGCAGUCCGUCUCCCAACAACCAGAAGAUCAAUGUUAAAAAAGGAAAGAAAGCAAGCAAGGAGCGGCCGUUUGACUUCUCUGCACACCCUCGCCGCCACGUUGCCCUACGUCUGGCCUACCUGGGAUGGGCCUACCAGGGCUUCGCCGUCCAGGAGAACACGGACAACACAGUUGAGGCCAGGCUCUUCGAAGCCCUUCUCAAGACGCGCCUCAUCCAGGACCGACAGAGUUGGAACUAUCACCGGUGCGGACGCACAGACAAAGGCGUCAGCGCCUUUGCCCAGGUGAUAACAAUCGACCUACGCUCCACACAGCAUUCCGGGUUGGGCGUCUCGCUUCCUGAAAACGCCAAAAAAGAUGCCCUCGCCGCUUCCGAGCUUCCCUACGUGAAGAUGCUGAACAGAGUACUGCCUCAGGACAUUCGGAUUUUAGACUGGGCCCCUGUCGCUGAGGGCUUCAGCGCACGUUUCGAUUGCCGGUCCCGCACGUACCACUACUAUUUUCCACGAGGCUCUUUGGAUGUGGCAGCAAUGGCGAACGCUGCGAAAAGAUAUGAAGGCACCCACGACUUCCGUAACCUGUGCAAGAUGGACGUGGGUAACGGCGUCCUGCAGUUUGAGAGGACCAUCCUGUCAGCAAAGGUCAAGCCGGCAGAACCCCUGCGUGCAGACAGCACAGACCCACACGACUUGUUCGUAUUUGAGAUUCAAGGACUCGCCUUCCUCUACCACCAGGUUCGCUGCAUGAUGGCCGUGCUGCUUCUGAUUGGACAGAAGUUGGAAGCGCCAGAAAUUAUCCAGAGCCUCCUUGAUGUUCACAACAACCCCAGGAAGCCACAAUACAGCAUGGCGGUGGACUACCCGCUUGUCCUGUAUGACUGCCACUUUGACGGCCUGAGCUGGAAGCAGGAGACCGAGGAGCUUAGUCUCGCCCUAUCUUCUCUUCAGCAACAAUGGACGCAGAGCGCGGUCAAGGCUCAAGUCCUGCGCGACAUGAUUCGGGGCUUGGAGCCCAUGAGCGGGGUGUCCUCCAGCCUAUGCUUGCUGGUGGAAGGCAGCCGCCAAAGGAAAUACCGGCCCUUGCUGGAGCGCCCACUCUGUGAAAGUCUUGAGUCACGCAUCGAGCACUUUGUGAAGAGAGGCCGGCUGGAGUUGGAGGAGGGUGAGGGCAGCGGAGAAACUGUUCACAAAGGGAAGCGAUCCAAAUAUUCUCAAAAUGCACCUGUUGUGUCUGAGGUGGAGGGGGCCGGUGUUCCGUGAAAUAAACACACCUCUCAAUCAA
Messenger RNA from Hippocampus comes (tiger tail seahorse), 1678 nucleotides. It is a transcript of the gene pus3, whose product is annotated as pseudouridylate synthase 3. Lineage: Eukaryota; Metazoa; Chordata; Actinopteri; Syngnathiformes; Syngnathidae. Gene Ontology annotation, cellular component: cytoplasm; nucleus. Bases 289 to 1656 code for a protein of 455 amino acids. Gene Ontology annotation, biological process: tRNA pseudouridine synthesis; mRNA pseudouridine synthesis. The record is from RefSeq and is a predicted model, not a curated record. Gene Ontology annotation, molecular function: RNA binding; pseudouridine synthase activity. The transcript is spliced from 9 exons.